Betta splendens (Siamese fighting fish) is the source of this 2307-nucleotide messenger RNA. RefSeq names its product zinc finger protein 567-like. The transcript is spliced from 2 exons. NCBI's taxonomy places the organism in Eukaryota, Metazoa, Chordata, Actinopteri, Anabantiformes, Osphronemidae. The record is from RefSeq and is a predicted model, not a curated record. The coding region runs from base 561 to 1463 and encodes 300 amino acids.
UGGCUUUUACAAACACCACAGAAGGAAGCGAGGUUCAGCUGUCAAAGCGGCAGCACCGGAGCGGACAUGGACUCUCUGACGCAUCUCAACACGUUCAUCUCUGAGCGGCUCACGGCUGCUGCUGUGGAGAUUUUCGGCGCGGUGGAGGAAACGCUGCUGGAGCAUCAGAGAGAAAUCAGCCGGUCCAAGCCACCCGCUUCGGAUGUUAUCAGCCAUUACGAAUGGGCUGAUCAGAACUUAUCAGCGCAUUCGAUUUAGUAACUGAUCAGCUCAGUCAUCAUUGCUGUGAUAAGGAAGCUUCACCUGGGAAUCGGUCCCGGGCUCUGAGCCCAGAGCAGCAGACCGCCCUGCAAGUCAAAGAGGAACACGACCAGAGUCAGCGAGGAGCGUCAUGCAGGCAGCAGUGCGAUGCGCCUGUGUCUCCUCAGAGUGUGAAACUAGGUCACAAAGAUCUGCCCUCGCAUCUUUACAGAAUAAUCCCUGUUGAACAGACAGCUGAUGUCAAAAGUGAGCCCGACAGUGAUGGCUUCACCGCAUCUCCAUCCAGCAGCGGGACUGAGAUGCACUGUGGAAUAGAUGCAGAAUUGUGUGGACAGGUUUCGCUGACAGACCCACUUGAAAUCACUGAUCGCAAGCAAAACUGGCCUGAUGAGCAGCAGUACCAUGAGCAAGACUGGAGUGCCUGUCAGCAGCAUGAGGACCCUGAUCCCACUCAGAUUAAAGUAGAAAAGUUACCUUUAACUUCUUCUCAGGAAGAGACUGUGCACGAGUUCAAGCCAGAGAGAAGCUUCUAUGUGGAGCCUCACUUUUCCAACCACAACCAGACUCUUAGAAAUCAAACAUUUCAUCCAACGGAGGAGGAAAGAAGAGACGUUGAGGCAGAAGGCAGUAAUCUGUUCAGAGUUUCUCAGCCUUUCUCUUCACACUAUCCUGCCCCUCAGGGGGUCUGUCAGGAAAGUGCAGGAGGUCCAGUGAAUGGAGAAUCAUUUAAAGAGCAUCCAUUAUCAGGAGUAAUGGAAAGAAGGCGAACAAACUCCAACCUGUGCCACAAAGUCUUCAGUGUUGCACUGGAGGGAGCAGGGAGUGGUCUGACCAAAGAGAGGAGACACACCUGUCCCAUCUGCACCAAGAGGUUCAAAGAGUCGAGCCAUUUGAAGGAGCACGUCAGGAUCCACACGGGGGAGAAGCUGUACCGGUGCGAGCAGUGCGGCACGAACUUCAGGCAGAGUGGAGCUUUGACUUUGCACACGAGGAUCCACACGGGAGAGCGGCCGUACGAGUGCAGCGGCUGCGGCCGACGCUUCAAUCGCAAAGGCGACAUGGAGUCCCACAUGGUGACUCACACUGGGGAGCGCCCCCACCUGUGUCUGGUGUGUGGGAAGAGCUACAGGAGGAAGAGCAACUUAAAGAUGCACCUCAAGAUCCAUGCGGAGGGUCAGAAGCUUCACACCCAACCACUUUAACUGUUUUCAUUUGAUGAUAAAAUGAUUUCAGUGAAUCAUUUUAGCUGCAUAAAAGGCAUGAAGGAGCAGUGAGCAGCUUGAAUCAACACAGCCCUGGAGCAGGGGGUUGUUCAGAUCAGUGCGUUGAUGAAGUGUUUUCAUGAAUGUAUGUGUGUGUUUUUCCUUCUGCCUCUUGUGCUGCAACUGGUCAAACACAAGUUAUCAUUGGUUGUUCAUGAGGAUUUGUCGCAACUGGGUGGUCAGUGCAGAGAGGCUGUAAGGAGAUGUUCUGUGAUAGUCACACAUAUUUUAACUUUUGCUACUUUAAGCACUUUAGGCCUGUAAACUUUAACAAGGACGCAUCUUUAUCCAGCAACAGCACGACAGAACAGCAAACCCUGGUAGGUCCCUAGAUGGCUGAUGUGUCUAUUCCCCCCAUGCCCUGAUCAUGUCAUAUAGUGAAGGUCGACCUGCACUCACUCACUCACUCACUGCUCCACACAUCUAGUGGAAAAUCAUUCAUUUAUUAUUUUUAUUCCAUUAAUUUAUUAUUAUUAAUUAUUACUUCCUAUUAGUACUGUGGACCCUUCAGUGCUGUGAUGUGUCUGUAAACGUUGGUAAAAACAACAAUUACACCAUUACUUUGUUUUAUUAUAAUGGUUAUUAUUAAUCUGAUUUUCUUUUCUCUUUGAACUCACUUAUAACAUUCUUUGUCAGACUAAUUCCUGUCUCUCUCUAUAUAAAUUUGUCCUUCUCCUCCUUUACAAUGUUUUUCUCUCCUUUGCUGACACAACUGUGUUAUGAAGAACUCAUCCUAUUGAAGAAAAAAUAAAAAUGUCUGUAGCAGCACACAAGCAAAAACAAA